AUGUCUAAUAAUCAUUCUAAAAAUAUUUCAUUGUUUCAAAAUGAAUUGUUGGACGGAUUUUUAUUGGUUAGACCUGUUUGGGUUGAUGAUGUAACCGUAAAAAAUUGUAAAGGCUGCGGUAUUGGCUUCACCGCUCUCAGAAGAAAGCAUCAUUGUCGCCAAUGUGGGAAUAUUUUUUGUCAGGAUUGUACAUCAAGGAAAAUUUCAUUGCCCCAAUUUGGUUAUGUAACACCUGAAAGGAUUUGCAAUGAAUGUUUUGAAAUCGCUUACCUUGUAGGAUAUGUAAUUUCUGAAGAAAAAUCUACCAAGACGCAUGGUGCUAGGGGAUUACUUGAUAUCGUGGAACGUGGAAAUGAAUAUGAGUUGUCUAAUUUCAUUACUUAUGGUGGAUUAGACGCGUUGGUUUAUUUAUGUAGAUCACUACAUACUAAUGAUAUACAUCAAUUAGGGACAACGGCAUUAGCUAAUCUUUCAGGAUACGAAUCAUUUAAACCUUACGUUAUCAUGAAAGGGGGACUUCCUUAUUUAUAUAAUUUAAUAUCAUUUUAUUGUAGAAAAUUAAGUUCCGAUACUUCAUCAUUAGAUUCAAAUGCGGCAAAAUUUUUGGAUUCUGCUUCUACUAUCAUAUUGAAUAUUGGAAAUAUCCUUCAUUUAUUAUCCGCUACAGGUAGGCGGAUGUUAACAGAUGUAGGAGCAUUAGAAUCAAUAAUGAAGUUGGCAAAUUUUCAAUUAGAAACACUAACAGAAGAUGAAGCAUUAGAUGAAGAUGUACUUUUAUCUUAUGAAGAAAUGCGCUUGCGCGUUGAAAUAGCGAGAGGGUUGGUUGCAAAAACUAUUUCAUGUCUAGCGGUUAAUCCAUCACACCAACUUUUAAUUUUUGAAAAUCCUAAAAUUGGAUUGGAUGGAUUGAUGGAUUUAUUACAUUCUAGUUCUUAUGAAGUUCGUAAAUAUGCUGCCAAAUCCAUUGCGUAUUUAUCAUUGAGAAAUGACAAAUACAAGUCUGCUCUGAUUAAAGAUGGUAGAGCCGAAGCAUUAACUUCUGUUAUUGAGCUUGCUGACGAGAAUUCAGCAAAAGCGAAUCAAGUUACAAUAUCUCAUGCGUGUUGUGCUAUGGCUAAUUUGGCGACGAAUGUUGAAUCACAACAACUUUUGAUUAGUCAACCAUCUUUAUUAUCAAAUUUAUGCCAAGUGGUUGGUUGUUUUAUCACAGAUAAAGAAAUUCAGAGACACGUAGCGAGAUUAUUAGCAAACUUCGCUCUAUACGAAGAGAAUAAGGCGCGUAUGCUAUCUUACCCAAUGUCUAUGACAGAUGAAAAAGGAGGGGUAGACGAGGAAAUAGAACAAGAUGUUCACCUUCAACAGUCAGAAGAAGAAUCCUUUGGUAGUAUUGUACCUACACUCAUUGCUAUCGGAGAUUCACCUGUUGCUGACGUAGAGAUUCAAAGACAUAUUGUGAGGGCAUUAGAUAAUUUAUCAACCGAAGUUCCCUCAAUGUCACAUUCAAAAUUAUUGCCAUGUUUGCCUUUAAUUAAUCGCAUCUUGGAUACGAUUAAGGAUGAAGAUAUACGUAAACGUGCAUCACAUGUACUAAAUAAACUUUCACCACCGUUGCCUUCUAUACCAGCUACUUCCCCUUUCCUUUUAAAUAAUAAACAAUAUUAUUUCCAAGGAUAUGAUGAUGACAUCUCCCAAUUUUAUGGUCAGCCCCAAAAUACAAGCGAUUUAUCUUUAAAUGAACAAGAUGAUUUGGCAAGUGCCGCGGGGAAGGUCAAGAUAUUAUUUGAGACUAACGCGAAUGUUAGGACAUCGGGCAUGGACGGAGCUGUAAAUUUGAAGACAAUGGAAAUGGUUAAUGUGAAUGCGAUUGCAUCUCCUUUGAAACCUAUAGAGAAUCUGAUUUUGUUUGAUGAAAAUGAGGCAACUUAUGAGACGACGACAUCGUACAUUGAAGAGUUGAACAAUAACUUUAUUAAUAUUAAUUUAGAAACUAAUCAUGAAGAAAUCCCGUCCAUUACUCUAGACAAAAACAAUCAUACUAUGCCACCAAUAUUACCACCCAUUAAACAAAUUAGCGAGGCCUUAUCCGACAAACAAUAA
Molecule: messenger RNA, 2097 nt
Organism: Funneliformis mosseae
Lineage: Eukaryota; Fungi; Glomeromycota; Glomeromycetes; Glomerales; Glomeraceae
Source: the annotation of a GenBank genome assembly